Closterium sp. Naga37s-1 is the source of this 2172-nucleotide messenger RNA. The record is from the annotation of a GenBank genome assembly. NCBI's taxonomy places the organism in Eukaryota, Viridiplantae, Streptophyta, Zygnematophyceae, Desmidiales, Closteriaceae.
AUGGUCGCUAUUAGGUCUGUUAGCCCGUCGCUCCCGCUCCUAGUAAUACUCCUCCUCCUCAUAGCUUCCUCGUCCUCUCCCCACUCGCCUUGCUCAGCCACCCGCGCCGCUGCCAUCGGCGCGCAGUUGCCACCUGCCUCAGUUCCGCCCGUGACCAGGAACCGCGAUGCGAACAGUACCAGCGUCUACACUCUGCUGCCCCGCGCGUGGCACCCGCCGUUGAUCCUCUCCUUUACUCAUGAAGCAGUGCAGUCGCCGCGUCAGCGCCACGUUUUCGGGCGGAAGUCGGGGCGGCCCGUAGAAGUGGCGGAAGUUUUUUCGCAGUCUGCGGAUGGGCGGGCGCCGGAGUCAGCCGCGCGCGGGCGCUCCCUGGCGGCUUCCGCCGCCGCCAGCGGCGCCGACGAGGGCGAGUGCGACGUAGAGUGGAUGCUGCUGUGGCCGGCGCGACAGGGAUGCUGGCGGCCGCGCAUGACGGCGCAAGGCGGAACUUCCGCGCGCGUGACUUCCGCCGCCUCCUCCUCCGCGCACCGCCAAGCUACCACGCAAAGCCUGACUUCCGCAGGCGCAGUGAUCGCGCAGGCUUCCGCGCCUCCCCCUUCCCCUCCCGACGACCGGCCAGGCGACGGGGAUGGGGGGAGCACUCCGCCCGCGGGGAACGAGGCGCGGCUGACACCCGACAAUGAAAUUAUUGGCGUGUGCCGGUCCGGAGCCACCUCCACCAUCACCAUCGCCCCUGACUGGAACGGACAGACGUGGCGAGGCUGGGGCACUUCGCUGGCAUGGUUCGCCAACUACGUGGGCAAGCUGCCGGACGAGCAGUUUGAUCUCAUAAUGGAUUUACUCUUUGACAAGGACAAGGGCAUCGGGCUCAACCUCGCGCGCUACCUCAUAGGCGGCAGCGUCAACUACACCAACAGCCCCCAGUUCCUCACUGCCGCAUGGGAAACCCGCUCUAUCCCCGGCUUCCGCGUCCAGCCAAACGGGCCGUACGACUGGACGGCGGACGGGCGGCAGAGGCGGACGAUGCUCGCCGCCCUGGCGCGGAAUGUGGACGAGGUGGAGGCGGUUUCGUAUUCGCCGCCCUGGUGGAUGACCAUUAGCGGGGACACAGCCGGGACUGAAACGGGCAAGUGCAACUUAAAGCCCGAGUAUCUCCAGGCGUACACGGAGUAUCAAGCAUCGGUGAUCGAGCACUACCGCACGCACUGGAACAUCACCUUCUCGACCAUGAAUCCAGGGAAUGAGGCGCUGGAGGGGUGGUGGACGCAGGGCCACAAGAAUGAGGGGUGCAACUACGGCCCUGAGAAACUGGCCACUCUUAUCCAGCUCCUCACAGCGACCUUAAAGAGACGCAAGCUGCCGACGAAAGUCGCGGGAUUUGACAGUUUCGUCGGCGCGACGCUCCGAUACACCUACAAGUUCCCUGCUGCGGUGAAGGCCGGCCUGUUUCGGCUGAACGUGCAUGGGUACAUAAACCCGCCGCCAAACGGGACGGAUACGCGGCGGUACAUGGAAGGCGUGAUGGUGGGCAUGCACCGCAUGGCGACCGGGCUGGGGAAGGAGGUGUGGGUGUCGGAGGUGGGGCCGAUGUGGGUGACCGGGAAUGAUGUCGGUGUGAUGCUGUUCACGGCGCGGCAGAUCGUGGAGACUGUCAACAUCAUGGGGGCUUCGGCCUGGAUUUUCUGGCAGGCUGUGAGUGGGGUGGGAGGGAACAACCCAGACGCGUUUCUGAAAUGGGGGCUUUUGGCGGUCAGGAUUUACCGGCUGAACGACACGGAAGUUAAGCCGUUGGAUCUGGUGAUCUCCAAGAAGCUGUACAUGCUGCAGCAGUUUGUUCGCGGGGCGCCGCGGGGGAGCCUGCCUCUCCGGAUAGACACGUCGGACGGGUGCCAGCACUGCAUCGCGGCCUUCUUCCACCCCGACCAGCACUUUGUGUCGAUUUUCAUCGUCAACCAGCGCGACACAACACACACAGCGACAUUUCCACUCGAGGAUUUCGUGCCGUUUGACGCGGGGCAGGAGUGUGUGUUGGAGACGUAUCGCACGUCAGCGACGGAAAAUAACACGCUGGUGGCGACUCAAAGUUACACAGACGUGCCAGCUUCGAUACAGGUGGCGGCGCUGGGCAGCUCCAUGACUUCUGUGGUGCUGCGGAAUGUGGACCCCGCGUAG